UGUGGGCAAGACGGCCAGAGUUGAGUCUAGCGGUCUAGGAAGCCGCGGUGGGUCACCCAGCAGGGAGCAACUGCCCGGCCUUAGCGCAUCUCAGAGAACCGGGCUCGGGUGCUGACAGGAUGCCUUUGUUCGCGGCCAACCCCUUUGAGCAAGACGUGGAAAAAGCCACAAAUGAGUACAACACCACGGAAGAUUGGAGUCUUAUUAUGGACAUAUGUGACAAAGUUGGAACCACUCCUAAUGGAGCAAAGGAUUGCCUAAAAGCCAUCAUGAAAAGGGUAAAUCAUAAGGUUCCUCAUGUUGCUCUGCAGGCAUUAACUCUUCUUGGGGCUUGUGUGGCAAACUGUGGAAAGAUAUUUCAUUUAGAAGUGUGUUCCCGUGAUUUUGCAACAGAAGUACGUGCUGUGAUAAAAAAUAAGGCUCAUCCUAAAGUAUGUGAAAAACUGAAAUCUUUAAUGGUGGAAUGGUCAGAAGAAUUUCAGAAGGAUCCCCAGUUUAGUCUCAUAUCUGCAACUAUUAAGUCUAUGAAAGAAGAAGGAAUUACUUUUCCUUCGGCAGGUUCUCAGACUGUAUCAGCUGCUGCCAAGAAUGGAACAUCAUUGAACAAAAACAAAGAAGAUGAAGACAUAGCUAAAGCUAUUGAAUUAUCUUUGCAAGAGCAGAAACUACAACACACAGAGACAAAAUCUUUAUAUCCAUCUGCAGAAAUUCAGUUAAAUAAUAAGGUUGCACGAAAAGUGAGAGCUUUAUACGAUUUUGAAGCUGUUGAGGACAAUGAACUCACCUUUAAACAUGGUGAAAUCAUUAUUGUUUUGGAUGACAGUGAUGCCAAUUGGUGGAAAGGAGAAAAUCACAGAGGAAUAGGUCUUUUCCCAUCUAAUUUUGUAACAACUAAUUUAAACAUGGAGUCUGAGGCAGCUGUGGACAAAUUGAAUGUAAUUGAUGAUGAUGUGGAGGAAAUUAAGAAAUCAGAGCCCGAGCCUAUUUAUAUUGAUGAGGAUAAGAUGGAUAGAGCCCUGCAGGUACUCCAAAGUAUAGAUCCAGCAGAUUCAAAACCAGAUUCCCAAGACCUUUUGGAUUUGGAAGAUAUCUGUCAACAGAUGGGUCCAAUGAUAGAUGAAAAACUUGAAGAGAUUGAUAGGAAGCAUUCAGAAUUGUCUGAAUUGAAUGUAAAAGUCCUGGAAGCUCUGGAACUAUAUAACAAAUUGGUGAAUGAAGCACCAGUAUAUUCAGUCUAUUCAAAACUCCAUCCUCCAGCACAUUAUCCAUCUACAUCAGCUGGGGUUCCAGUGCAGACAUAUCCAGUUCAAUCACAUGGUGGAAACUACGUAGGUCAAAACAUUCACCAAGUAACUGUUGCCCAAAACUACAGCCUGGGAACAGAUCAUAUUGGUUCGCUGAGAUCUCUGCCUCCAAGUGUAAAUUCCUCAGUAACAACACAGCCUGCUCAAACUCCAUAUUUAAGCACUGGACAAGACACUAUUUCCAGUCCUCCUUAUAUGAACCAGAACUCUAACCUUCAGUCAGCUACUGGUACAGCUGCUUACUCACAGCAGAUGGGGAUGUCUGUGGAUAUGUCAUCUUACCAGAACACUACUUCCAAUAUGCCGCAUCUGGCAGGCUUUCCCAUGGCAGUCCCAGCUCAGUCGGUUGCACAGCGGCAAACAAACUAUCAGCAACCUCUCCUUUAGAGAAAAACCAAGCAUUUUCGUGGAAACCUUCAUAAGUGUCACUUGUGAUUCUAAUCUGAAAAUAUUAAAAGGAAACUUUUUCCUUCUGAACUCAAAAGGACAAUGAGUAAAUAAAAGCACAAAACCUAACUUACUCUAAAGGCCAUAAAAGUUUUUUUCAGACCAGUUUGUUUGAAGUCAGAGGCAGCUUAAAGAUGCUCCCAGUUAGUUUUGUCAUACUUUCAAAUGUCUUUCUGUGAAUCUGGACACCCAAUAAGUAGCUUUAUGACACUAAACAGUAUGAGAUAAAAGUGUAAAAAUUUUACUUUAAAGAAACCAUUGUUACCAUUGUUUAUCCGCAAAAUGUCUUAAUGAGAGAAUUGAAGACCUUUAAAUAUUUUUUGUCUGCAUUUUUUUUUUUUUUUUUUUACCAUUUCCCACACACUGUUGUAUUAAAAGGCGAGGGAACAUCUUUUUUUGUAUAAGCAUUUCGUUUGCCAACAUGCUUCCUUUUGGCUCCUUAAAUUGCAGUUGUGUUUGCAGUACUGUCAGUUUUGCUCUCAGUGUUAUGUUGAGUAAUAAUUAGCAUAUAAUUGUCUACAGAAACAAGAGCGAUUUGGAAGGAACAAAAAUGUUUUCUGUUAUUAAUAGGAAAAACCAUGUAAAUGCAGAUGUGUGAGAAAGCACUUAGCCAUUUCCCUGCUCAUGCCCAUAGUGGGCUAAAGAAUUUCCAUUCCCUGAGGAAAAACAUUUUCUUCUCUACAAGCAUCUUUAUAUUUAAAAUUGUCACUAAUGACCUUAUCAAAUCACUUUGGUCAUUGUCUAAUGCAAUAUGAUCCAUUUAUUUUACUUCCUGUGUUGUGAUAUGCAGAGAUUCUGCGUUUCUUUUUUAUGGAUUAUACCUGACUUUGAGCCAUGAGACAUACCUAAUAAUUUGAUGUGAUAUAAACCAAGCAUGGAUGA
Marmota flaviventris (yellow-bellied marmot) is the source of this 2633-nucleotide messenger RNA. RefSeq names its product signal transducing adaptor molecule 2 (gene Stam2). Gene Ontology annotation, cellular component: endocytic vesicle. The record is from RefSeq and is a predicted model, not a curated record. Gene Ontology annotation, biological process: signal transduction. Gene Ontology annotation, molecular function: ubiquitin binding; phosphatidylinositol binding. Lineage: Eukaryota; Metazoa; Chordata; Mammalia; Rodentia; Sciuridae.